This is a messenger RNA of Harmonia axyridis, 680 nucleotides long. RefSeq names its product dentin sialophosphoprotein-like. The transcript has 2 exons. Bases 99 to 542 code for a protein of 147 amino acids. The record is from RefSeq and is a predicted model, not a curated record. Lineage: Eukaryota; Metazoa; Arthropoda; Insecta; Coleoptera; Coccinellidae.
GCAGGCAAUUUGGACCAGAAAGAACCUCAAAAUGCGGCAACAAUUUCUAUAGUUGUCAUUUCUAGAGAUAGUGACCGUAGCAGGGUAUAUUUUGCAAAAUGUUGUCCUUCAAAUCUGUAUUCACUUUCACAGCUAUCAUGCUAAUUUCUAUGAAUGGUUUUGCCAUUUCCAAGGAAGACGAUUCAGAAGAAUAUGAGGAUUCUGAUGAUUCGGAUGAUUCUGACGAUUCUGAUGAUUCGGAUGAUUCAGAAGAUUGUGACGAUUCUGAUGAUUCUGACGAUUCCGACGAUUCGGACGAUUCCGCCGAUUCUGACGAUUCUGAUGAUUCCGAUGAAUCCGAUGAUUCCGAUGAUUCUGAUGAUUCCGAUGAUUCUGAUGAUUCCGAUGAUUCUGAUGAUUCUGAUGAUUCCGAUGAUUCCGACGAUUCUGAUGAUUCUGACGAUUCAGAAGAUUGUGACGAUUCGGAAGACUCUGAUGAUUCUGACGAUUCGGAUGAUUCCGAUGAUUCUGACGAUUCCGAAGAUUCAGAUGAUUCUGAUUAAGAUUCAUUCCAGCGAUGAAUCGAAGGAAGUGAUGAUAGAUGAAGGAGACAUACAAUUAUUAUCAUCGAGGGGCAGUAACAGAAUGUUUUCCAUUGAGCAUAUACUUCAAAUUAUUUCAUUAAAAAUUUAUCACUUCAA